This is a messenger RNA of Cavia porcellus (domestic guinea pig), 2557 nucleotides long. It is a transcript of the gene Mgme1, whose product is annotated as mitochondrial genome maintenance exonuclease 1. Gene Ontology annotation, molecular function: single-stranded DNA exodeoxyribonuclease activity. The transcript has 4 exons. Lineage: Eukaryota; Metazoa; Chordata; Mammalia; Rodentia; Caviidae. The record is from RefSeq and is a predicted model, not a curated record. Gene Ontology annotation, cellular component: mitochondrion. Gene Ontology annotation, biological process: mitochondrial DNA replication. The coding region runs from base 817 to 1887 and encodes 356 amino acids.
ACACAAUCUCGCGAGAACUAAGGCGCGCGAUUUGGAGGACCCGCGCCUCCGCUUCAGGGGCGGGAUACCCACGGAUCUCAAAUACAUGCAGACCUGGCGUAAGGGGGCGGGCGUAGCGCCUCAGUGCAUGCUGGGGCCGUUUCCCUGCGGCGGGACCUGACGCCGGCGAGCUAAAGCGCGGGAAUGAUAAAAGUGCGGAUUGCGGGGGCUCUUGGCAGUCCGCUGAGUUAAACCCAACGUAGUGACCUCCCAGGUAGUUCUGCCCCUGUGGUAACCAUACAGUCUUGGUUCUUCCCAAUUCCCAGCUCCCGCCAGAGGGAAACCGUUGGCGCGCUGACCCGGGCAUGUCCGCACCUGCAAGGAAUUGGGGACGCGGUUGUGGCCGCACCGAGACACCUUGAUCCACGUCUGCAAUGAGCUCACUAGCAGACCUGCCUCGAGGGCGUGAGGAGGGAAUGAGGGUGCCCUUGCAGAUGUGUCCCCGAGGACUCGGCGUCGGGGGCGUCGCUGUGCCGGGCCCGGCCUCCCUUUCCUUCGGAUUGAAGAUCGGAGCGCCUUGCCUGGCUCCCUCCCACCUGUUGUCAUUGAAUAAGUGGCGACCCUUCUGGAGUCACUUGGGAAGCAGCUUUCUCCCAGUGUACCCAGAAAUUAUCUUGGGUACAGUUCCGGUAGCAAGAUUGUUCCAGUGCAGCUUCGGUGGCUCAAAUACAGUGUGUCUGUACCUUACGCUGUUUUUCUCUUCAUAUUUUAAUAGAAAUCCAAACUAAAAGGCACGCGACGUUGCAAACAGACUAGAGAGGUGGAAGAGAGCUGAAGAUGAAGGCAUUUCAGACCAUUUUCAGACAGCUCAGGAGUGUCGAGGGGUUUUCUAUAGAACCAGCCCACCUUGCCGGUUUCUCCACUUCCUCCUAUUCAUGCGGCCCGAAGAAGAAAAAGCCUUACGAAGAAGUGGACCAGGCCAGAUACUCUCGGUUAGUAAAAUCCGUCUUGACCUCCCGAGGCCCGGUCCGGACUCCAGAAUCGCUGCUGGAAGAAGAUGCUUUACUCUACGGACCUGUGAGUAAGGCCAAACUCCCAGCGCAGGAGGAGACCCAAGCUCCCGGGAAAUGGUUUCCCAUCUUCAAUCCAGAGCGAAACCAGAGUCCAAACACGAGGGAGCCUUCAGUGCCUUUGAAACUCCCUCUGCAGAGGAAUGCCUUGCCCAGCGUGACCCGGAUCCUGCAGCGGACGAUGACUGCAGCCCAGAUUUUCCACCUGGAGAGGUGGAGACAGCGAAUGAUUCUGCAGCUGGGAGAAGACGGCUUUACAGAAUACACUUCAAACCUCUUUCAACAAGGGAGACGCUUCCAUGAGGCCGUGGAAAGCCUACUCUCCGGCCGGGGGAGCGGAAACAAGGGGGAUGAAAGUCUGCUGGGCUGCGGCUACGUCAGGAGUGUGCAGCACCUCCUCAAAGAUGUGUGCGGCGUGCGAGCUCUGGAGAGCGCCGUGCAGCACCAUGCCCUGAACUACGCGGGGCUGCUGGACUGCGUUGCUGAGUACCGGGGCGAGCUGUGCGUCAUUGACUGGAAGACAUCCGAGAAGCCAAAACCCUCCCUACGGGACACCUACGACAACCCGCUGCAGGUGGCGGCCUACGUGGGUGCCCUGAACUAUGACGCCAACUACAGCUUUCAGGUGCAGUGUGGCCUGAUUGCCGUGGCCUACAAGGAUGGUUCCCCUGCGCACGCCCACUUCCUGGACCCGGAGCUCUGCUCCCACUACUGGGCCAAGUGGCUGCUGCGCCUGGAGGAAUACUCGAAGAAAGACAAGAGCCCAGCUGGCCAGGAGCUGGGUGCAGGUGCAGAUCUCCCUGCAGGGACCAACGGGUCACCACCUCCCGCCUGCUGAAAGCUGAGCGGCCACAUCAGCAGAAGCAGGAGGUUCCUUUGUUGAACUGUGCUACUGCCGACAAGACUAGGAGAGGCCAGAUGCGUCCAGAUUUCAGGAGCUGGACAUCAGCCUGGAUACCAGUGCUGCCACCCUCACGACUCUUGACCCGAUGGAGGGUAGGCAGCAGGCGCAGGUGCCUCCCAGGACCCCUCAGGACUUCUCUGCCUUUAUCACAGUGCCCAAAGUUCAAGAGAAGAUGGGAGGGCUGAGGGCCACACUAGCCAGCCACCACCCCAUGCCUCCCUACAGCGUGUCAUAUAGACCCCUGUGUUUCUGUUAGGGAAAUAAGCUCUUCUUUGUUUUGCUUUGCUUUGUUUUUUGAGGCAGAGUCUGGCUGUGUAAUUCAAGCUGGACCUGAACGAACUCUACAGCCCAGGCUGGCCUCAAACCCCCUCGGUGAUACUCCUGCCUCAGCCUUCCGAGUGCUGAGCUGUGUUCCUGUGUCUGCCCUGGGAGAAGCGCUGCUAUCCAGUUCGGGCACUGGCAGUGUCCCAUGGCACAGCCGUGCCCCUGGCAUGGAGAUGCUCACCAUGUGGGUUCAGUGGCUGUUUCUGAACAGAGCAGGAAACUUACUGUUUGGGGGAGUCUUCAGCUGUGGGAACACUAAUAAAGCCAGUCUUGUUUCCGA